AUGGCGGCAAAGCGCAAGGCUUCGGCUAUGAAUGCCGUUGAUGACGAACCAGUUGAUCCGUCCGAUGAACUUGCCUUCUACUGUUUAGGUGGAGGUAAUGAGGUCGGACGAUCAUGUCACAUCAUUCAAUACAAAGGGAAAACAGUGAUGCUCGAUGCAGGUAUGCAUCCUGCAAAAGAAGGAUUCUCGGCUCUCCCGUUUUUUGACGAAUUCGAUCUGAGUACUGUGGAUAUUCUUCUUAUAAGCCAUUUUCACGUCGACCACUCCUCCGCCCUUCCAUACGUUCUCAGCAAGACGAAUUUCAAAGGUCGAGUUUUCAUGACACAUGCGACCAAAGCCAUCUACAAGUGGCUCAUCCAGGACAAUGUACGAGUCAGCAACACAGCAUCAUCCUCUGAUCAACGCACAACACUGUAUACGGAAAACGACCACUUGUCUACCUUGCCUUUAAUCGAAACGAUUGACUUCAACACGACUCACACGAUCAAUAGCAUCCGCAUCACACCUUUUCCAGCAGGUCAUGUGCUCGGAGCAGCUAUGUUCUUGGUCUCCAUAGCGGGCCUGAAUAUCCUUUUCACUGGUGAUUACUCUCGAGAAGAAGACAGACAUCUCAUUCCGGCAGAGGUACCCAAGGGCAUCAAGAUCGACGUCCUGAUUACCGAGUCGACCUUCGGCAUAUCGACAAAUCCCCCACGCCUAGAGCGCGAAGCCGCCCUUAUGAAAGCAAUCACAGGCGUUCUCAACCGCGGUGGGAGGGUUCUGAUGCCAGUGUUUGCUCUUGGACGAGCCCAGGAAUUGCUUCUGAUCCUCGAAGAAUACUGGGAGACCCACCCAGAUCUGCAAAAAAUACCCAUUUACUAUAUCGGUAAUACUGCCCGAAGGUGUAUGGUCGUGUAUCAGACCUAUAUCGGCGCCAUGAAUGACAACAUCAAGCGGCUAUUCCGUCAGCGCAUGGCCGAGGCGGAAGCCAGCGGCGACAAGAGCGCCAGUGCCGGCCCCUGGGACUUUAGAUUUGUCCGAAGUCUUCGAAGCCUUGAACGUUUCGAUGAUGUCGGAGGAUGUGUCAUGCUGGCUUCACCGGGUAUGCUACAGACGGGAACCAGCAGAGAAUUGCUCGAGCGGUGGGCCCCGAACGAGCGCAACGGUGUUGUCAUGACUGGCUAUAGCGUGGAGGGAACAAUGGCUAAACAACUGCUCAACGAGCCGGAUCAGAUCCCAGCCGUAAUGUCCCGAGCACCCGGCGGGCUGUCACGACGGGGACUUGCUAGCGGCGACGAGGAACAGAAGAUCAUGAUACCCAGAAGAUGCACUGUGGACGAGAUCAGUUUUGCGGCACAUGUCGAUGGCGUUGAGAAUCGUAACUUCAUCGAGCAGGUGGCCGCGCCUGUUGUGAUCCUAGUUCACGGUGAAAAGCAUCAGAUGAUGCGUCUCAAGUCGAAGCUACUAAGUCUGAACGCCGACAAGACCGUCAAAGUCAAGGUCUACACCCCAGCUAAUUGCGAAGAAGUCUGCAUACCGUUCAGAAAAGACAAGAUCGCGAAAGUUGUUGGUAAACUAGCCCAGCUUGCAGCUCCUUCAGAGCAGGAUGACGGUCGCCUAAUGUCCGGCGUCUUGGUCCAGAAUGGGUUUAACUUGUCACUGAUGGCGCCCGAUGACCUGCGCGAGUACGCUGGUCUUACAACGACGACCAUCACAUGCAAGCAACAUAUCACCCUGAGCUCCGCAAGUAUGGAUUUAAUCAAAUGGGCCCUCGAAGGUACCUUCGGGGCAAUUGAAGAACUCGGUAGCAGCGACAAGGCGCUCGAUAAAGAGGCCUCUAGCAAGGGCGAUUCUUCGAAAGAUGUCAAUGGGGAGCUGCAAACGAAAGAAGAACCCGCGGAUGAAGAGAUUCCGAUGCAAGACACUCAAACAUAUCUUGUUAUGGGCUGUGUGAUCAUCCGCUAUCACGCUCGAACGCGCGAGGUCGAACUGGAAUGGGAAGGAAACAUGAUGAAUGACGGCGUUGCCGAUGCAGUGAUGGCAGUUCUUCUUACAGUUGAGAGCAGUCCUGCGUCAGUAAAGCAAUCCGCAAAGCUCAAUCAUGAUCACCACCAUCAUGGCGAACUAGAACUACCCAAUCCCCACUCUCAUCAGGGACCGGAGGAGAGAUUUGAAAAUCUUCUCAUGAUGCUUGAAGCACAAUUUGGAUCUGACAUUGCUCCCAUUGAGCAACCACGCAUCCCCCCUCAAGCCCUUACAAACGGCACAACCAAAGAAGAAGCCGUCAAGAGUGAAUCUGAUGCGGCGGAUGAAACUUCUGCUAAGGUCAAGACAGAGGACAAGGAGGAUGAAGAAGACCAGAAGAGAGAGGAGAUCGAAGCCGCUGAGCUUGCUCGUCUCGAAGCACUUGGAAUCCCCUACCCCGGCAUCGAAAUCAAAGUCGAUAAACAUGUUGCGCGGGUGUGGCUGGAGGAUCUCGAGGUUGAAUGUGUCAACCCGGUGCUUAGGGACCGAGUCCGCAUGGUGAUCGAGCGGGCUGUGGAAACUGUGGCAAGCAUGUGGUUAGAAGGGCCUCCGUCAGUUCCCGUCGCAAAUGGGACAAAGAGCCACAAAGAGACACCCAUUCAAAAGAGUGCUGAGAUUGAGGCGGAAGCAUAA
Aspergillus clavatus NRRL 1 is the source of this 2637-nucleotide messenger RNA. RefSeq names its product cleavage polyadenylation factor subunit YSH1 (gene ysh1). Gene Ontology annotation, molecular function: RNA binding; RNA endonuclease activity; 5'-3' exonuclease activity. Gene Ontology annotation, cellular component: mRNA cleavage and polyadenylation specificity factor complex. Bases 1 to 2637 code for a protein of 878 amino acids. The record is from RefSeq and is a predicted model, not a curated record. NCBI's taxonomy places the organism in Eukaryota, Fungi, Ascomycota, Eurotiomycetes, Eurotiales, Aspergillaceae. The transcript is spliced from 5 exons. Gene Ontology annotation, biological process: mRNA 3'-end processing by stem-loop binding and cleavage.